Mandrillus leucophaeus (drill) is the source of this 2571-nucleotide messenger RNA. It is a transcript of the gene CCNK, whose product is annotated as cyclin K. Gene Ontology annotation, biological process: positive regulation of DNA-templated transcription, elongation; regulation of transcription by RNA polymerase II. Lineage: Eukaryota; Metazoa; Chordata; Mammalia; Primates; Cercopithecidae. The coding region runs from base 204 to 1838 and encodes 544 amino acids. The record is from RefSeq and is a predicted model, not a curated record. Gene Ontology annotation, cellular component: cyclin/CDK positive transcription elongation factor complex; nucleus. Gene Ontology annotation, molecular function: cyclin-dependent protein serine/threonine kinase activator activity. The transcript is spliced from 12 exons.
GUUGACAAGCAUCCUACUCUCUCCGCCCCUCCGGUCGCUUGGUUAUCGUCUCAAGACGCAGCGUGAUGACGUAGUUCCCCGACAUUCCACAUGCAAGAUGGCCGCAGUCGGCAAGGAGAGACGUCGCUAAGGGGCUUGCCUGAAGCGAGAGGAUUCUAACAUUUUCAGAGGACCUUUUGGAAAGAACAAGUCUACUUCAAUAAAUGAAGGAGAAUAAAGAAAAUUCAAGCCCUUCAGUAACUUCAGCAAACCUGGACCACACAAAGCCAUGUUGGUACUGGGAUAAGAAAGACUUGGCUCAUACACCCUCACAACUUGAAGGACUCGAUCCAGCCACUGAGGCCCGGUACCGUCGAGAGGGCGCUCGGUUCAUCUUUGAUGUGGGCACACGUUUGGGGCUACACUAUGAUACCCUGGCAACUGGAAUAAUUUAUUUUCAUCGCUUCUAUAUGUUUCAUUCCUUCAAGCAAUUCCCAAGAUAUGUGACAGGAGCCUGUUGCCUAUUUCUGGCUGGGAAAGUAGAAGAAACACCAAAAAAAUGUAAAGAUAUCAUCAAAACAGCUCGUAGUUUAUUAAAUGAUGUACAAUUUGGCCAGUUUGGAGAUGACCCAAAGGAGGAAGUAAUGGUUCUGGAAAGAAUCUUACUGCAGACCAUCAAGUUUGAUUUACAGGUAGAACAUCCAUACCAGUUCCUACUCAAAUAUGCAAAGCAACUCAAAGGUGAUAAAAACAAAAUUCAAAAGUUGGUUCAAAUGGCAUGGACAUUUGUAAAUGACAGUCUCUGCACCACCUUGUCACUGCAGUGGGAACCCGAGAUCAUAGCAGUAGCAGUGAUGUAUCUUGCAGGACGUUUGUGCAAAUUUGAAAUACAAGAAUGGACCUCCAAACCCAUGUACAGGAGAUGGUGGGAGCAGUUUGUUCAAGAUGUCCCAGUUGACGUUUUGGAAGACAUCUGCCACCAAAUCCUGGAUCUUUACUCACAAGGAAAACAACAGAUGCCUCAUCACACCCCCCAUCAGCUGCAACAGCCCCCAUCUCUUCAGCCUACACCACAAGUGCCGCAAGUACAGCAGUCACAGCCGUCUCAAAGCUCCGAACCAUCCCAGCCCCAGCAGAAGGACCCCCAGCAACCAGCCCAGCAGCAGCAGCCAGCCCAACAGCCCAAGAAACCCUCUCCGCAGCCCAGUUCUCCCCGACAGGUUAAGCGAGCCGUGGUUGUUUCUCCCAAAGAAGAGAACAAAGCAGCAGAACCACCACCACCUAAAAUUCCCAAAAUUGAGACCACUCACCCACCGUUGCCUCCAGCCCACCCACCUCCAGACCGGAAGCCUCCCCUCGCUGCUGCCUUAGGUGAGGCUGAGCCGCCGGGCCCUGUGGAUGCCACUGACCUCCCCAAAGUCCAGAUUCCUCCUCCGGCUCACCCGGCCCCUGUGCACCAGCCACCGCCGCUGCCACACCGGCCCCCGCCCCCGCCCCCCUCCAGCUACAUGACUGGGAUGUCUACCACCAGCUCCUACAUGUCUGGAGAGGGCUACCAGAGCCUGCAGUCCAUGAUGAAGACCGAGGGACCCUCCUACGGUGCCCUGCCCCCUGCAUACGGCCCACCUGCACACCUGCCCUACCACCCCCAUGUCUACCCACCCAAUCCGCCCCCGCCACCUGUGCCUCCCCCUACCCACGCAGUCCCCCCUCAUCCUCCUCCAGGCUUGGGCCUGCCUCCAGCCAGCUACCCACCUCCUGCCGUCCCCCCUGGAGGACAGCCCCCUGUGCCCCCGCCCAUUCCCCCACCUGGCAUGCCUCCAGUUGGGGGGCUGGGGCGGGCAGCCUGGAUGAGAUAACGUGAGCCUUUUUUUCCCCCCUUUGUUUUUUUUAACAAGUUUUUCUAAUCGACUUGCAGAGUAGUUGAAGUGGGUAAGCAGCAGGGUACCUUGUAUAAUGCGCGACAGUUGCAGUAUGGGAAGAAUGGAGCAGGCCCCUGGGAUAAAAUCAGGGUGGUCCUCACAUCUAGAGGACGGGGACAGCCAGCUUUCAGAGUAGCCUCAUCAGCGCCCUUGCAGUCUGACUGUGUACACUUGGUUCAGCUAAUGUCUGAGAGUCCUGCACUGGGUUACUUUAUACUAGUGAAGAUGUUAACCAGCCAUAUUGGCUCAAUAAAUAGCUUCGGUAAGGAGUUAAUUUCCUUCUAGAAAUCAGUGCCUACUUUUCCUGGAAACUCAAUUUUAAAUAGUCAAAUUCCAUCUGAAGUCAAGCUGUUGUCAUUUUCAUUCAAUGACGUUCUCUCCCAUGACACCCAGAAGGGUCAGAAGAACCACAUUUUUGAUUUAUAGAUGUUUGCAUCCUUUGUAUUAAAAUUAUUUUGAAGGGGUUGCCUCGUUGGAUGGCUUUUUUUUUUCCUCCAAGGAGAAGGGGAGAAAUGUACUUGGAAAGUAAUGUAUGUUUACAUCUAUUUGCAAAUUCCUGUACAUAGAGAUAUAUUUUUUAAGUGUGAAUGUAACAACAUACUGUGAAUUCCAUCUUGGUUACAAAUGAGACUCCUUCAGUCAGUUAUCCAAAUAAAAGCAGUUCUGAAAC